Messenger RNA from Mesorhabditis spiculigera, 798 nucleotides. The record is from the annotation of a GenBank genome assembly. NCBI's taxonomy places the organism in Eukaryota, Metazoa, Nematoda, Chromadorea, Rhabditida, Rhabditidae.
AUGCGUCUAGCCGCCCUGCCCGCCGAACUACAGAAUGCCGUCCUCGAUCAUCUUGAACCGGACGAACUCAUUACCCUCCAACGCACCACCCGCAAAUUACGACGCUACCGCAUGAAGAGCCGACGGUAUUUCGCGCCGUUUUCCCGAUUCGUUUUUCGGAUCCAUGCCGUCCGGAAACUCGAGAUCCACAUCGGUGCCCUGUACACUUCGCCUAAUCCAUGGUCACCGUACGGAUGGCACAUGUACCACUGGUACCAAAAGGAGACACGGGAUUACUGGCCGCUGCAACGAUACAAGAAAGUUCCGCUGAUACAGGAUGAAUUGAUGGAGCGCCAGUUUCGUCGCGACCAAUGGAGAAACCCUUCGGCAGAACGAGUGCUCAUCUGGGAGAUCCGGUACCUCAAUACUACGCUCAAAGCACUACAGGAAUUGAUGAAAAUGGGGUCAUCACUGCGGCCAGACCAGAUGCUGACGAUAUUCACGCAUCACUACCCGGGGAAGCCGUGGAACUGUCAACAGAUUGUGGAUGCGCUAAAAGGGAUGGGCUGGGGACGAUUUAUGGGUGAUUCGUGGGAUUGCUUUCACGUCAACCAGAUGUACGACCGAUACGUUUCCAAAAUUGACAAGGUCGAGUAUGGUGUUCCUUUGCAGAAUUUUCCCGAUGACUUCGAAGUCCACCAUCUCUAUCUGACGCAUGAGAGCACAGGAGUAAUGAUGAUGAUCCGGUGGCCGCAGCGGUACGCAUAUACUUGCAAUGGAGAUUACCACGUGUUUUCGAUCAUCAACCCUAGGCACCGA